AUGUGCCUGAAUCUUGACAAAGCACAGCAAGGGGAGACCUUGGCAAAUGCUUCGGGUGGGCCACAGCCUUUCCCUUCCACAGAAGGAGCCGCUGGAGCAGGCACCAUGCUGCUGUGCUCUUUGACCCUCACCCUCAUCUGGAUGGUGGUUUCUGGCCUUGAGUACAACAUGAAGGAAGUUUGUCUUGGAAGCCCUGGCACCCCUGGUACUCCUGGAUCCCAUGGCCUGCCAGGAAGAGAUGGGAGAGAUGGCAUCAAAGGAGACCCUGGACCUCCAGGCCCCAUGGGCCCCCCUGGAGGAAUGCCAGGCCCCCCUGGGCGUGAUGGGAUGAUUGGAGCCCCUGGCCUCACUGGAGAGCGUGGAGAAAAGGGAGAGCCUGGUGAGAGGGGUCCUCCAGGGCUUCCACCUUAUCUAGACGAGGAGCUCCAGAGCACACUCCUUGAGAUCAACCAUCAAAUGCUGAAGAUGAUGCGCGUCCUCAGUCUGCAGGGGUCCAUGCUGGCAGUGGGAGAGAAGGUCUUCGCCACCAGUGGGCAGUCGGUCAAUUUUGAUGCCACUAGAGAGUCGUGUGCCAGAGCAGGUGGACGCAUUGCUACCCCAAGGAGUCUAGAGGAGAAUGAGGCCAUUGCAAACAUCGUGAAGAAGCACAAUACUUAUGCUUACCUGGGCCUGACUGAGGGUCCCACUGCUGGAAACUUCCACUACCUGGAUGGAAACCCUGUGGAUUACACCAACUGGUACCCAGGGGAGCCCGGGGGUUGGGGCAAAGAGAAGUGUGUGGAGAUGUACACAGAUGGCCGGUGGAAUGACAAGAACUGCCUGCAGUCCCGACUGGCCAUCUGUGAGUUUUGA
Molecule: messenger RNA, 852 nt
Organism: Globicephala melas (long-finned pilot whale)
Lineage: Eukaryota; Metazoa; Chordata; Mammalia; Artiodactyla; Delphinidae
Product: pulmonary surfactant-associated protein A-like
Molecular function (GO): signaling receptor activity
Source: RefSeq, a predicted model, not a curated record